AUGGUGGAAAACUUUGCGGCUCCACCUGCGUUAACACCAGAUCUGACAGCAAAAACUGCGGAGCAUGUGGUAAAGCUUGCGCAAGUGGCCAAACUUGUCAUAACGGAAAAUGCGUUUGCACCGGCACGGAAACACUUUGUGGCUCUACCUGUGUUGACACCAAAUCUGACAACCAAAAUUGCGGAACUUGCGUGCACCAGCGGCCAAACUUGUAAAAGUGGAAAAUGCACCCUAACUUGUCAGCAAGGUCAAACACUUUGUGGAAGUGCCUGCGUUGACACUAAUUCCGACAGUCAAAAUUGCGGGACUUGCGGUAACGCUUGCGUUGGUGGUCAAACUUGUCAAAACGGAAAGUGUGAUUGCACUGGCACAGAAACACUUUGUAGUUCUACCUGCGUUGACACCAAUUCUGACAGCAAAAAUUGCGGAGCUUGCG
Molecule: messenger RNA, 436 nt
Organism: Acaulospora colombiana
Lineage: Eukaryota; Fungi; Glomeromycota; Glomeromycetes; Diversisporales; Acaulosporaceae
Source: the annotation of a GenBank genome assembly